UACCUUCCUUAACCUGAGUUUCAGAAAUCAGAGAGCUCUCCGGCGAUGGCAUUUCUUUACUCCAUCACCCUCCAUACCCCUCUCCUUCCCGUCCGACCUCGUUGCGUUCUUCUUUACCCUAAACCCCAUUCAUUAUUUCCAACUUUACCCCUCCGGAACGUCCGAAAUUCCGUUCCUGUCCUUGCUCAUGCUUCUCCAAAUGCCAUCCCCGGCACAGAGCAGGAGGUCCUCCGGGCAGUGGUGGAUUCCGACGAUAAUACUCUUCCUUGCGUCAGGACUUACGAGAACGACUUGGCUCGACUUACUCUGGUUGGAGCUGUUGACUUUGAGCAGGCUCUGACGGCGGCCGCUGCCGACGGAGGCCAGGCUGCCGCCGAGCAUAUUGAUAACGGCAUGCCCGCCAUGGUUGUGGAGACCCUUUAUCCGGGAGCUUUGGACCAGCAUAGCACGGUCUCGACCAGGCUGUUUCUACCUGCGAGUAAAGUUAUAGAAAAAGCCAGUAGGCUGAGACGCUCCUUCAAUGACGAUAUCUUUUCUGGUGCUACAUCUAAGAAUAUACUUGCCAUGACUUUUAGACAAGUAGUGCUACAACAGCUUUGGAGCUUUGAACUGGUUAUUUUCAGGCCUGGAACUGAAAGAAAUAUGGAUGAUCUUGAAAACCCAAGAGAGGUCGCUGCAUCUUUCGCUCUUAGGUCAUCAGAUGAAGGGGUUAUCUCUGUGCUUGCAGAAGCUGUUUGCAUAUCUGCUCUUCAGAGCACUGAAAGAAAUUUCCUUGAUAGUUAUCUAGGAGGAAGUUCGAGUAAUUUAUUCCACUGGCUUCAAAAGCCUAGACAAGUUGUGUCAAAAGAUUCUUCGGUUACAAUAACUAAAUUGUUUGAAGAUGAGGUAGUUGAAAAUGCCAAGAGUCUUCUGCAAAAUUAUAAUUCAACUAAGGGACAAUUUAAGCCUGUUAGAAAUAAAUCGAAGUACAGUUGGUGGAAGCCAUCAGUGCACUCUAAGUUGGAAAAGAUAGGUGGUCCUCAAUUCAUUGCUUGGAUAAGUGAGUAUAUUCCUGCUUACAAGAUACAAAUUGACGCUGACCGACUUAAAGAAGUAAAAUUUGAAGGCUGGAGAAAAUCUUCGGAGAAUAGGUGGGAAGUCCUUCUCACACACUCCCAAAUGGUUGGAUUGUCAGACAUAGUAGACAUGUACUAUGAAGAUCUUUACUCCUUGCCUAGUAAAGAACUCUCAUGUGGUGUGGUUGGAAAUUACACUAAUUUGCCUACUAAAAAGAGAAAUUCUUUUCUGUUAAAAAUGCUAUCGGUCACCAUUGCAAGUGGAAUUUUUAUAAUUGCAACUAGUGCCUUUGGUCAACUUUGUUUUCCCCAUCUGAAGUUUGGAAAAUAUUCCUGGGAACGAAGGUCUCUUCUUCAGUCAUCUAAAGUUGAAAGUGUACUACUACAUCAAUCUCUGGAUGAUGCCGAGAUGGAAUCAUUCUGCAUAUCAGUCGUCAAAAAGAUUAAAGAUGCUUUAUCCUGGCCUGGUGAUAUAAUCACAGAAAGAAACGUGGGUGUCUGGGCUGGCGAAUUACCGGAGUUCUUGAGGAAGGCGAUUGAAAAUGAUUCUAAUAGCGAAGACGUGUCAACUACUUCUUCCUUUAUAGAAAACAUUGAUACAAACAUUAAGACAUCAGCACAGGAUAUAGCCAGUUAUCAGGUGGUAUUGUCAUUAGAUGGGAAGCUAAUUGGGUUCCAACCAAUGAGUCGCGUCGCUGUUAAUCAGUGGGCUGCAAAUCCUCUAGCAAAGGAAUUAUAUGGUGGAAAAAAGCUUUCUCCAGCAGGCUUAAUCGAACCUAGUCUCAAGAUCCCUUGUCCAAAUGGGGUUGUCGUCGUAGAGCUGUUGAUGUCAUUAAAACCUGAUGCUUUUUUCGCUCUAGCUAGGCCAAGUCGAUGAUUAUAAUUGUUAUUAUAUGUUUUUCAUUUUGGUUUAUUUUUCAUUUUUUUUUUAUAUAAAAAAAAUAAUUGUUAUGGCUUUAGUCGUUGGUUGUGGAAUUUCAUAAGCGUGAUAUAGUCAAACCGUUAGAAGAGAUUCAGUUACUCCAAUACAAAUAGUAUAUUAAAGUUUCUCCUUUGGUUGA
This is a messenger RNA of Humulus lupulus (European hop), 2116 nucleotides long. RefSeq lists its product as uncharacterized. The transcript has 8 exons. The record is from RefSeq and is a predicted model, not a curated record. Bases 46 to 1932 code for a protein of 628 amino acids. Lineage: Eukaryota; Viridiplantae; Streptophyta; Magnoliopsida; Rosales; Cannabaceae.